Molecule: messenger RNA, 2305 nt
Organism: Rattus norvegicus (Norway rat)
Lineage: Eukaryota; Metazoa; Chordata; Mammalia; Rodentia; Muridae
Gene: C16h19orf44
Product: similar to human chromosome 19 open reading frame 44
Exons: 8
Coding region: 60-1934 (624 amino acids)
Source: RefSeq, marked provisional
CUGGGGCCUAUACAUUGAGGCCGAAACCUGGCGGGCAGAGGACAACGCCGCUACUCAGAAUGGCUUCCACAAGAAGGCCCUUUGGCCCUCCACAUGGUGCUUUUGACUUCAGGGAUAUGUUCUUUGAUAGCUCGAAGAUGGAAGAGAUCAGAAACGUACAAGCCCGAAGUCUUGGCCAAAUGGCACCCGGGCAGAGCAGAAUCCUAAAGAGAAACCAAACGAUGGACGAGAAAUAUUUGUUGCCCAAAGAGGAGGCCUUGGCAGGGACGGGGGUGAGGCUGAGCUUGAGGCCCCCCACCAUCUCUUCCAAGAGCAGGGCCAGUGAGGCCCUGAGGAAACUGGCCCAGAUUGAGACCAAGAUCCUGAAGCGGAGGCAGGUACCCACAGCUUGGUCCGGCAUGGAAUCUGACUCCACAGCCAGUGAGCGGAGUCUUCCUCAGAGGACAGAUACAACCUCUGUUUCUUCCCAGUAUCCACUCAGAACUUUCCAGAAACAAGUGUGCAAAACAUCUGUGGUAGGAGAUGAUGGGCAGAGCGGAAAAGGUAGCAGGUUUCUGAAGAAGAAGGAGCUGCCUGCUGAAGCCAGGUCCCCAGUGCUGGCAGCAGAGACAGAGAAGCAAGUCCUGCUGCCCACUCAGAGAGAACCUGCCAGAAAGUAUGAUGCCCCUGACAGUGACGAAGAGGAAAUGAAAGUGUUGCUUGGAAGCUUGAUGGAAUCUUCUGGAGAAAAAGAAAGAAAUGGAAACCAGGAGCUCCCUGGCACCAGGAGCGACCUUGGAAAGGUGUUCUUGGAUCUGACUCCAGAUCAGCCGGGAGUCCUGUGUCUGCUCAGUGCGGACCAGUCCAGCUUAAAGUCGACUAGUGUUAGCUUGAGAGCUCAGUCCCUGCAGACCCGCAGCGGAGGGGACCCAGCGUCCCUUACGACCUCACCUUCCAUCCUCCGUGAUGACUUCUCCAGAUCGGCAUCUUCAAAGAGGGAAUGCAUCAAGCUGGCUUCCUCCCCCAGCAGGAUGGAGACAGAGUCUUCCGAGGAGCCAGUCUCAGAAGCUGCUGCUGACAGCCUCCAUGAUUUUAGGAUCAAUAUUUUGUCCAUUGAUGAUCUGGUUCUGGCUGACGGAUACAAAUCAGAUGGGGAACAGAAAGGUGUGACCACUGUGGUUGAGGAUGAAGAGGAUCUUACCACUGAGCAUGAGAUCUCAGAGCACCCGGGUGCCAGUUCUACAGCAGCUGUCUGGUCUCACAGUAUGUCCAGUGCACGCUCCAUGGAGACACCCACUGCACUCUCUGUAAGCCCAGUUUACUCGGAAGAUUUUGAGCAGUUCUCUGGUCCCUUGGCCUUAGAGGAAUCACUUGACAGGACUCUGGACACUUUGUCAAAGUUUUCAUCUGGUGAACAGACAGAUACUGUUUCCAGACAACCUCUGUCAAGGACAGAAUGGGGCAGAGGUGUGACCAGAGUCGUGAAGGAGACAGCUGUGCAGACGCUUGACCCUGCCUUUGCCUACCAGUGGACCAAGGCUGGUGGCAUGGCAGCCAUUGGACCUACUCUUGGAGGUGGUUAUGUGGACCCAGUACCCAUCGCCAGUCACAUUAUCAGCGCAGACGCUAUAGAAGCCCUGACAGCCUACAGCCCUGCAGUGCUGGCGUUGAACGACAUGCUGAAGCAGCAGCUGAGCCUGACGCAGCAGUUCAUCGAGGCCAGCCACCACCUGCACCACUCCCUCCUGCGGUCCCUGGAUGAGGACUCAUUUCACUACCACACCUUGGAGGAAGCAAAAGAGUACAUUAGGUGCCACAGGCCUGCACCCCUGACCAUGGAGGCUGCCCUGCAGGAGGUGAGGAAGGAGCUUGAAGUCCACCUCGACAUCAAUGACAGCCAUGUGGAGGCAAGCAAGGCUGCAGCUCUCCCCGCUGAGCCCAUAGACGGACUCUAAGCUCCCAUCUGCCCAGCUGGCUGCUGAGGACACAGCCGUGGACCCACCACAGGGCAGUGGUGCAGGAUGGGGCCAGCCAUGAGCCAGUGUGACAGACAGACAGCAUGUGCCAGGCAUAUCAGUCAUCCAGGACGGGACCAGCUGCCCCAUGAGAACACGCCAUGCAGGGGCUGAGCACCCUGGGGCACCUCACCCACAGCUGGAGGAAAUCUUUUACAAAAGGCUUUAUUGGAAGGCAAAACAGUAAAAUCCACAAUCAAUUGUUAACAGCACAGGUGUAUCUGCUUGUUUAUCCUGAGUCAGACACAUCUGAACAUCAUAGCUAUGAGAAAUCUAAAACAAAAAUCAAGUGUCUUAAAUGGUACUGAAAA